Oryzias melastigma (Indian medaka) is the source of this 1833-nucleotide messenger RNA. RefSeq names its product cyclin G2 (gene ccng2). The record is from RefSeq and is a predicted model, not a curated record. NCBI's taxonomy places the organism in Eukaryota, Metazoa, Chordata, Actinopteri, Beloniformes, Adrianichthyidae. Bases 182 to 1186 code for a protein of 334 amino acids. The transcript has 8 exons. Gene Ontology annotation, cellular component: nucleus; cytoplasm; cyclin-dependent protein kinase holoenzyme complex. Gene Ontology annotation, biological process: regulation of cyclin-dependent protein serine/threonine kinase activity; mitotic cell cycle phase transition. Gene Ontology annotation, molecular function: cyclin-dependent protein serine/threonine kinase regulator activity.
UACACUGUGACGUCACUAUGUGGGCGUGAACCUUCGAACAUCAACAAAAGAAGGAAAAAGAGAACAGAGAAUGUCGAGAGCAGUCCAGAAGAAAUAGACGAUUAAUCUGGCACAAGAGAUCGAUUAUGUGGAUAUAACUCUCAUUACCAGUAACUUCACUAACAGUCAAGUGCCAGCAGAGAUGGAUGCUGUCAAACUGAUGAAAGAGCUGAAGGUGAACUAUGAGCAGGAGGCUUCCUAUCUUCCUAAAGAGACUGGACUGAGUCUCAUUGAAUCCACAGAGCAGGGUGACAGCAGGAUCUCAGCCAAGUGUAGAGAUGCCAAAGUGGAGGAUCUCUGGAGUCUGACGAGCUUCUUUGAUUACAGCACACAGACUUUUGUUCUGGCUGUUAACCUGCUGGACAGAUUCCUGGCUAUGAUGAGGAUCCAGCCGAAGCACCUGUCCUGCAUCAGCCUCAGCUGCCUCCACAUGGCUGCCAAGGUGACAGAGGAGGAGUGCAACCUCACACCUACGGACGAGCUCAUCCGCAUCGGACAGUGCAGGUUCACCGUGUCCGACCUGAGCCGCAUGGAGAAGAUCGUAGCAGAGAAGCUCAACUUCAAGUCCAAAGCCAUCACUGCCUUAACUUUCCUGCACCUGUACCACCAGAUCACAGCUUCCUACUGCAGUGACAGGAAGGAGACUCUGAGUCUGGAGAAGCUGGAGGCUCAACUCAAAGCCUGUCUGUGCAGAAUCUCCUUCUCCAAAGCUAAGCCGUCUGUCCUGGCCCUGUCCCUGCUGAAGCAGGAGGUUGAAGCCAUCCGGUCAGAGGACAUGCUGGAGAUCACCUAUCACAUCCAGAGACACCUGAAGAUUGCAGAUGGCGAGCUGCUGCUGUGGAGCGAGCGAGUGGCCCGGUGCCUGUCGGAGUACGCCUCCCCUGAGUGCAGCAAACCCAACCACAGGAAGCUGCAGUGGAUCGUGUCGCGGCGGACCGCCCAGAACCUGCACAGCCACCGCACGGUGCCGGAGCUGCCCACCAUUCCAGAGGGCUGCUGGGACGAGAGCGAGAGCGAGGACUCGGGCGAGGACAUGAUGAGCUCAGGGGAGGAGUCUCUCAGCAGCUCUCUGGGCAGCGACGCCGAGGGACCCUACUUCCCGCUUCACCUCCACCGCCAGAAGGCCCAGCAGUACCUCCACGCCUGAAGCUGCUGCCGGCCCGAGCCGACCCCCCACCCCGCCCUCUUUCAGUGUCUUCUAUAAGCACAGCUUGAUGCAGCUGCGUGUCGUCCUGGUUGUAGAGUUGUCACAUUCCAGGAAACUUCUUCAGGCACAAGUGAAGAACACCAAGAUGUGCUCUGGUCUGCCUCAGUCACACAUUAGACUGCUGGCUCUACAUUUGACCCUUUGCCAAAACUAUUCAAUCGAAUGUUUCUUGAUGACUGUUCUGACUGUCAGACUGUUGGUUGAAGGCGUUCUCCUGGUGUCGGCCUGUAGGUGAUGGCGCCGUGCUCCGGCAGACGCCUGUCUCGCUGUUUCAUUUGCACAUUAUUUUAGAACCCUUUCUUUUGAGUGAAAUGGUGGAACCCGUUUUUGUGGAUGUGUUUGUAUGAACGUGCUUUUAGUCUCAACAUGCCAAUGUUAUGAUGUAGCUGAAAAAUCUCUGAAACUGUUCAGAGAAAUAAUGCUGGAACAGUAUCAAAAAAAGUUAAAAAAUUUGAAAAAUGUUCAUAGAAAAAUGUGUAAAACUGUAAAUGAUGUACAAAAAAAACUGUUUAUAGUUCUCUGUAGAUAUUAACUUAUUUAUUCCUUUUUGUCACCAAAAACAGAAAAUAUAAAAAUACUAUUUUUAA